AUGGCAGAGCAACCCUCGAAAAACGAACGUACCUGGCGGAAGUACUUCCCGGAUGGUGAUCUUUGGGUUUUUGGUUACGGCGUUGCGUUGCAAGCAAGCCAGCAGAGUGCGAUAGUGUUCUCCAACAUCUUACUGUUGCCCUUCGUUGCCAAUCCUGGAGAGAAUCCUGAAAGCUAUACAAUAAACGAGUACCCGGCUAUAUCAGUGGCUACGUCCGAAGAUUUUGGCAGCGGUGACCAUCGAGGGACUCCUGAAUCUCCAGGACGCGUGGUGACAGUUAUAGAGAGGUCUUUCUGGGAGACUCUGGACGAUCCUCAAAAAGAUCUCGAAUCAUCAACGACUUCGACCGUCUGGGGCGCUGCCUACCAUAUCCCUGCAUCCCAUGCCGAGGAAGUCCACGACUACUUGGAUGACCGCGAGAUAGACGGCUACACCGUUCACUACACGCCCUUUUACCCCGUGUCUCCCCCGUCGUCCUCAGCUGUGUCGAGUACGAGUACCACGGCCUCGUCCACCUCUUCCGAAGGAGGUGGCGAAGUUACUGAGACCCAUCCACCCACUUCUACUUCUAUUUCCACGUUGAAUGCCUCCUCUCCGAUAACCUGCAUGGUCUACAUCGGCCUCCCCACCAACCCGCAGUUCCUCCGUGAUCCGGCGGAUCGCGACCCGGCAGCAGUGGCCAAGGUCAUCAGCGUCAGCUGCGGCAAGAGCGGCAGGAAUCCCGAGUACCUGUACCUGCUGGAGAAGGCACUCGAGGGCCUGGGCCUGGGCAGCGCAGACGGGCACGUCACGGACCUGGUCCGUCGCGUCAAGGCGAUCGAGCGUGGCGAGGAUGCUGCGGCUGAAGAGAGAAGGGCCGAACAGGAGGCGAAGCAGCCUCUGCCUGUCGAUACACUUACCAAUCAUCAACAUCCACACCAGCCAGAGACUUCUGACGAAUUCGAAUAG
Rasamsonia emersonii CBS 393.64 is the source of this 948-nucleotide messenger RNA. Its product is annotated as Cation transport protein ChaC. NCBI's taxonomy places the organism in Eukaryota, Fungi, Ascomycota, Eurotiomycetes, Eurotiales, Trichocomaceae. Gene Ontology annotation, molecular function: glutathione specific gamma-glutamylcyclotransferase activity; gamma-glutamylcyclotransferase activity. Gene Ontology annotation, biological process: glutathione catabolic process. Gene Ontology annotation, cellular component: cytoplasm. Bases 1 to 948 code for a protein of 315 amino acids. The record is from RefSeq and is a predicted model, not a curated record. The transcript is spliced from 5 exons.